AUGUGGUGCUGCCCGAAGCUGGCAUCCAUUUUGCCUUGCGGCGGUCCUUGUAUACCGUGGUUUGAGCCAACAAAAUGCUGUGCUCUGGCUGUGAACAUCGGCUGCUCGCAAGUGGAGAAGGGCCACCAUGAUUUUUUCACUCUUCUGUCGGAAGAUAUCUGGAGCAACGUCUUGCACAGAUUGAACCCGUCGGAACUCGCGGUACUUCGCUGUGCCGGUGCAGGACUUCUGGCACGACAGCUGCAAAGCACCUGCGAUGAUAGCCUGGUGGCGAUUCUGGGACUGAAGGUUUGUCACGUCCUCGCGGCCCCUCUGCUUAGUUUUGGCUGGCUUUGUACCGGCAGCCCUGUCGCCAGUGGAGAAGAUGGUUGGGAAACUGUUCUGGGUAGCAUCGUUCUUGGGCAAGGAAUCUCUAGCGAAGGAGGUCGACAGCGAUGGCUGCUGGAGAUUCUUUCGUUGAACGGCCUUCUGUGCAUCGGGCUGGCCGAUGAGCGACUACGGUCCAACGCACUCUUGGGUACGAGGAGCAAUGGUCGCUGGCAUGCGUGGGGUUGGGAGUUGGGCCCUCGCGGCUCUCUGGAAGCAGUUAGCUCCUCUGCGACACCCGAGACCGGGCGUCCUCCCCCGUGCCACCUCGUACCAGAAGGUCAGCGUGUCAUUCUGGUCUUGCACUUGCUUCGGAUGGGCUCGCGAAUGCGUUUGGAGCUGGCCGCGAUGAUUCUCUCCUCGAGUUGGCACUGGCACUGCCUGGGCGCGCACUCGUUCUUGACCCCUACACAUUACCAGGACUCUGUCAACGACUCCGUCAAUUUGCGGCCGGCCGUCUCGACAGACAUCGGUGCAACGGUUCGGGUGCUAACAUCGGACGCCUUCUGCUCGACUGCCUGGCUCACGAGUU
Molecule: messenger RNA, 898 nt
Organism: Symbiodinium necroappetens
Lineage: Eukaryota; Dinophyceae; Suessiales; Symbiodiniaceae
Source: the annotation of a GenBank genome assembly